This is a messenger RNA of Penicillium paradoxum, 1482 nucleotides long. RefSeq names its product tryptophan synthase. NCBI's taxonomy places the organism in Eukaryota, Fungi, Ascomycota, Eurotiomycetes, Eurotiales, Aspergillaceae. The transcript is spliced from 2 exons. Gene Ontology annotation, biological process: L-tryptophan biosynthetic process. The coding region runs from base 1 to 1482 and encodes 493 amino acids. Gene Ontology annotation, molecular function: tryptophan synthase activity. Gene Ontology annotation, cellular component: cytoplasm. The record is from RefSeq and is a predicted model, not a curated record.
AUGAUGAACGACACCAUGGUUUAUUCUAUGCGCCAUUUUAUUUGUUUUCCAUCUCCUAAACCAUAUGAAACCACCGAAGCUACGACGAAUGAUACAGAAAAUGCCAUUCCCUUCAGAUAUUCUAGAAGAACCACUCAACCAUGCAUUGCUGGUCCAUGUGUGGAGAGAGUUGGCAGCAUACAAUCUGAAACAUCUUCCGCUUCUCCAUUGAGCUACAUUGGCAGCACACGCACCGGGUCAACUUCUACCUCAGAUAGCGAUACUGGAACAACAAUAGCGUCAACCGCUACUGGAAACUCCUCAUUGCCUGCUGAGCCAUCAGCCAAAUCCACCUCAACAUCACGAUGGCACACAACCACACCCUAUAUUCCUAUCCUGCAGCAAGAUGGGAGUCUACAGGCCCCACAAAUCACAUUCGAUGGCUAUGGCUGCUAUGGGGGCCGGUUUACUCCUGAAUCUAUUAUCGGAUUCCUAUACGAGCUGACAUCAUUCUUUGAGGCCACCGUCUCAGACCCUUCGUUCUGGUCAGAAUAUGCCACGGGGGCUACUAUCUGGCUGAAGCGUGAAGAUCAAAAUGAAUAUGGCAGCCAUAAAUCUCGCAGUAUCAUCGGUCAGCUCCUGCUAGCACGACGUAUGGGCCGAUCUGAGAUCAUCACCGAGUGUGCUUCAGCCAAACAUGGCAAAUUUACCGCUGCAAUGUGUGCUCGUCUGGGAUUGAGCUGUGUGAUCUUCAUGGGUGCAGAUGAUGCCAGUGCCCAGGAGAAGGAUGUGCUCGAGAUGAAGUCACUGGGCGCCAAGGUACUGACGGCUCGCGCGCCCUCGGGCUUGGGCAGCUUGCGCGCAGCUAUCACAGACGCCCUGCGAGAUUCGGUCUGCAAGCACGAGUCUGCAUACUACCUCAUGAGUAGCCCGGUGGGUCCCAAUCCCUUGCCGACUCUGGCUCGCACGUUCCAGGCCCUUCUAGGCGAGGAGGUCGCAGCCCAGAUGCACGAGGCAGCGGGUCGCCAUCCGGAUGCUCUCGUCACCGCCGUGGGCAGCGGUAAUGGUGCAAUUGGUCUCUUUAGACCGUUCCUUCAUGACUCAACUAUUCGCUUAGUUGGCGUGGAAGCCGCACAGGCAGCUGCCCUGACAGACGGGGAGAUCGGUGUACUCCAGGGUGCCCGUACUCUCUUGCUUCAAGAUAAACAUGGUCAGAUCAUCGACUCACAUUCCAUCUCACCGGACAUGAACCUGCCAUCUGUGGGGCCUGAGAUUGCUCAUUGGAAGGACUCUGGCCGAAUUGAAAUUUCCACGGCUACCGACGCGGAUGCCCUGGAUGGAUUUAGAACCCUUCAGCACCACGAGGGAAUCCUUCCUGGUCUUGACUCGAGUCACGCGAUAGCCAAGACCGUCGAUCUCGCUAGGGAACUUGGCCCAGGCAAAAAUGUGGUUUUGAUGGUGACUGGAUGUGAUAAUAUUGACGUGGAUCAGUUAGAUGUUUGA